Molecule: messenger RNA, 754 nt
Organism: Folsomia candida
Lineage: Eukaryota; Metazoa; Arthropoda; Collembola; Entomobryomorpha; Isotomidae
Exons: 2
Coding region: 97-660 (187 amino acids)
Biological process (GO): regulation of DNA-templated transcription
Molecular function (GO): DNA-binding transcription factor activity
Source: RefSeq, a predicted model, not a curated record
UGUAUCUCACAUUUCACACAUAUUUACACAAAUGGCAAGCAUUGUGACACUCUUACCCAGCCGGUCAAGAAGAAUUGUAUUAUCAUUUCAGGUAAAAUGAAUUUAGAAUUCGACUCUAACAUCCUGUUAACCCAAUUGUUACCAAUGUCAAACAACGGGCAAGAUCCUGGUUGGAAAGAAACGGCGAGAAUUGCACAAGAAUUGGUCCAAAUUUUGGGGAAUAAAGGCGACACCUUUGUUCCGUCAUGGUCAAGGAAUUCCCAAGAUUUUGAAAGUACUGCAUCAGAAUACAAUUUCUACCCGCAAGUCGACAACAAUUCACCGAAUUCCUCUGAAUGUUCCGACUUCUCAACGAAUUCGAGCUGUGAGACUCAAACUGUCAAUUGUAAACCGACGGAUGCAAAAUAUUUGGACAAACGACGUCGAAACAAUGCAGCCGUGCGGAAGUUUCGACAUUUGACGAAAAACCGGAUUGCAAGUUUGGAGAGAAAAAACGACACCUUGACGAGGCAAAGGGCGUCAUACCUGCCUGCAUUGAAAGGGUUAAUCACCAAGGCGAAGGGGGUAACUUACAUUUUAGAGUGUGGAACCAAAAUGGCGAAAGAAUUGGUUAGAGAUGCUGAAAAUUUGGUGACAAUGAUUGAUCAAGAAUUAAAUUAGGAGUGGAAACCUAUUUAGUAAAUCUUGAGGUAUAAAUAAUUGUAAUUAUGUAAUUAAUUAUUGUAAUAAAGGCAUAAUAAUUGAUUGAUUUAAA